Molecule: messenger RNA, 2751 nt
Organism: Closterium sp. Naga37s-1
Lineage: Eukaryota; Viridiplantae; Streptophyta; Zygnematophyceae; Desmidiales; Closteriaceae
Source: the annotation of a GenBank genome assembly
GUGCUGCUACCAGUGGCGGGCGCGGCCAUGGUGGACUACACGCUCGAGUGGCUCGCCAUGGCGGGUGUCGAAGAGACCUUCGUCUUCUGCUGCGCGCACUCCCAACAGAUCCGAGCGCACCUGGAGGAUGCCGGCUGGAUGCGCCCCUCCUCCUCCUCGCACCAUCAGGGGGGCGGCGGGCAGCGGCACGGCAUGCGGGUGUCAACGGUGGUGGCGCAUGACUGUGUGAGCGUGGGGGACGCACUCCGACACAUGGAUCACAAGGGCGUGAUCCGCGGGGAUUUUAUUCUGGUGAGCGGGGACGUGAUCGCCAACGUCUCGCUCACCCACGCGCUGCACGCCCACAGGGAGAGGAGGCGCAAGGACAAGCAGGCAGUGAUGACCAUGCUGCUCACGCACUGCCCCUCCAACCCCCUCACCCACCUCACGCGCACGGGCAGCGAGUCACAAGUGUUUGGCAUCUGCCCGGACUCCAACCAGCUGCUCUUCUACGAGCCGCCGCCCGACCCCCUCUCCUCCACGGGCACGGGCAAGCUCGCAGCUUUAGCAGGUGGACGGCGUAGCUUGGCAGUAUCUGUGGAUCGGGCAGUGUGGCAGGGGCACAGACGGCUGGCACUGCGCACGGACCUGGAGGACAGUGGCAUCGACAUCUGUGCGCCGGAGGUGCUGUACCUGUACACGGACAACUUUGACUACCAGCACCCCCGGCGAGACUUCCUGCGCGGCAUCCUCAAUGAUGACAUCAUGGGAAACAAGAUCUUCACGCACGAGAUCAAAUCGCAGUAUGCCGCCCGCAUAGACACGCUGCGGGCGUACGCGGCGGUGUCAAGGGACGUGCUGCGGCGCUGGGCCUUCCCCCUCGCACCCGACUGCGCCUUCGGGGCCCACAGCGGCCGCACCGCUGUCACCCGAGGCAACCGGUACCGCGAGGAAGCGGUGUCAGUGGCGCGGUCAGCAGUGAUAGGGCCGGACACGCUGCUGGGGGAGGGAACAGUGGUGGCGGAGAGGGCGGUGGUGCGCGGGUCAGUGCUGGGCGCGCACUGCCUGGUGGGCGAGGGGGCCGUGGUGGACGGCAGCUUCCUGUGGGGCGGCGUCACGGUGGGCGCGGGCGCCGUGGUGCGGCAUGCAGUGCUGUGUGACGGCGUGCAGGUCAUGGCGGGGGGGACUGUGCACCCCGGCUGCGUGCUCUCUUUCGAUGUGGUGGUGGCAGCCAAUCACGUGGUGCCAGCUGGCACGCGCAUAGCGAGGGAGCAGCAGCCGGAGGAGGAGGGCAGCGAUGAUGAGAACACAGAGGGGCAUGGCAUGGCCCCGCCUGCAGUGCGAAGGAAGCAGGGCAAGCGAGGUGACGAGGAGGAUGAGGAUGAUGAGGAGGAAGAGGAUGAGGAAGAGGAAGAUGAGGAGGAGGGAGAGGAGGAGAAGCAGGAGCUAUCAGAUGAAGACGAGGGGCCAUGUGAUGUGCAAGCUGUGGGCGAGGGCGGGAGGGGCUUCGCCUGGCCGCCCAGAACCCCCGCUGCAGCAGCCGUGGUGCGGCGGCAGUCGCUCGCACCAAUCACAGCGCUCGAACUUGCUGAGCUGGCAAGACUGGCGAUUGGACGGGAGGAGGGCGAGGGGGAGGAGGGGGAGGAGGAAUCAGGAAGGGAAGGAGGGGCGGCCUUGGUGGGAGGGGAGGAGGAGGAAGAGGAAGACGAGGAGGAGGAGGAUGGGGAGGACGAGUUUAGCAAAGAGGUGAGCUGUGUGGGAUGGAGGGGUGGAGGGAAGGGUGGAGGAGGGGAUGUAGGGGAGAGAAGAUGGGGUGAGGGCCGGGAGGGAUGGGACACGAGGGUGGCAGGGCGAUGGAGAGGGGAGAAGGGAGGAAAAUGCAAUGAGGGAGGGAAGCGCGAGAGAGGGUGCAAGGCACGUGCAAUGCAUGCGCACUGGGGGUUGGUGGAUGCUUGUAGGAUGGAUGAUGACAGCAUGUGGUGUCAUGGGCAUGUGGUGCCAUGGGCAUGUGGUGCCAUGGUGGAGGAGAUGUUCAAGCGGGCCGUGGCGGAGGGGGUGGCGCAAGACAACGUGGUGCUGGAAGUCAACGCGCUCAAGCUGGCAUACAACCGGUCCUUUGCGGACUGUGCGGGGGCCAUGUUCCGAGGCAUGCUCAACCUCGCCGCCUCACAAGCCGCCCCCGGGGCACCCACCAAGGAGUUGCUGGCGUCCACACGUGCCGUGGUGACUCGGUGGACGUCGCUUCUGAGAAGGUUCCUCAAGGGCACGGACGACGAGGUGGAGGUGCUGCUGACAUUCGAGGAGGUGUGCAACGAGUCCCGCCCCGAGUUCGCGCCCAUAUUUGUCAAUGUCCUCGAAACGCUGUACGACAGGGACAUGGCGAGCGAGGAGGCCGCCAUGCCACAACACCCUCUCCUCAAUUUUCUCCGCCCCCUUCCCUCUCCUCCUCACUCCCACCCCCAGGUAGAGGCGCUGUAUGACAGGGACAUAUCAUGCGAGGAGGCGGUCAUGGGUCAUGGGUCAUGGCCGUUCCUCCCAUUCCCCCCAUCUCUCUCCCGCUCCUUGGCUCUAUUCCCUCCCCCUCAGGUGCUAGAGGCGCUGUACGACAGGGACAUAGUGAGCGAGGAGGCCGUCAUGGCGUGGGCCGAUGAGAAGCAGUUCGCCGACGCCGCUGACAAGGUGUUUGUCGAGCGAUCCGCCGCGUUCAUCAAGUUGAGUGUGUGUGUGGGACUGGGGCAGUGUGAAUGUGUGUGUGGGACUGGGGCAGUGUGA